Molecule: messenger RNA, 2672 nt
Organism: Funneliformis caledonium
Lineage: Eukaryota; Fungi; Glomeromycota; Glomeromycetes; Glomerales; Glomeraceae
Source: the annotation of a GenBank genome assembly
GACCAGAAUGGGAUAGUACAGUUGGUAAAGUAGUAAGGCUUGCGCAACUAAAAUAUCCAGACUGCGUUAUUUUAACGCGUGUUGGUUCUUUUUGGGAGCUUUAUUUCGAACAAGCCACAAAGAUCGCUCCACUUUUAAAUAUCAAGUUGACAAAAAAAAAGUUUGGGCAAGAAUAUAUGCCUUUUGCAGGUUUUCCCCUUCAGCAUCUUGAUAAAUAUCUUUCGACAUUGGUCAAUGAUCAUGGUCUUGCGGUAGCUCUUUGUGAAGAGUUUCUUAACGAUGAAAAUGAUGAGAAAGUUAAGUUUAAGCGUCGAGUUUCACGUAUCAUUACUCCUGGAACACUUAUCGAUGAAAGUUUUUUACAACAAGAUCAAAAUAAUUUUUUGCUUGCACUUUCAUUGGAUGAGAGGACAAAUAAUGUCGGAUUAGCAUGGAUUGAUAUAACAACCGGCCAGUUGUUCGUUGCAAUGAGUGAGCUAGAAUCACUUUCUAAUGUUUUGGCCCGUAUUCGACCUAGCGAAAUUGUUUUAAGUGAACAAUUUAAAUUUCAGAAAGAUCAUCCUAUAUGGAUUCAGUUAAAUCGUGAAAAAUAUGCCUUUGCAUAUGAAUCGAUUAAAUCGUUUUCUACUCAACAAUCGCAACCCGAUUUGCAUUUCGGAGAUGUAAUAGAUGAAGUCUUUUCUGGAGUUGAAAUACAAGCCAAUACAGCUUUACAUAAUUAUAUUAGUAGAAAUCUCAUUGAAAGGUUUCCUAAAAUUCAACCUCCAAUAAGGAUAAAUCCAGAAAAUACAAUGAUUAUUGAUGAAACGGCCUUGCGAUCGUUAGAAAUAAUAAUGUCAAUUCGCAAUAAUUCUAAGCGAGGAAGUUUGAUUCAUGCUAUUGAAAGAACAAAGACAAAAUCCGGCACGAGAGCUCUUGAUCAAUGGUUACGCUUCCCAACAACUUCAUUAAUUAAAAUUAACAAUCGUUUAGACAUUGUUGAAUAUUUUUAUUGCAAUACGCAUCUCACUAGUGAUAUUCGGCAAAUUUUGGAAGAGGUUGAUGAUGCUCAAAGAACGUCACAAAAGAUUUCUUUUGAUUAUUAUGGACCUGACGAUUUUCUUAAACUUAAACGAACAUUUGAGGCUAUGGGAACAAUCAAAACGCGCCUAGAAGAGGAAUUGAAAAUUACACCAAACUUUAGUUUAGAGGCACUCAUUGAACGUUUAAAACCUCAAAAUGAACUAAUAAAAAUAAUAAAAGACGCUAUAGACGAAGACGCCUUAAUAAGAGACAAAGAGAUAUCUGUUAAAACUGGAUUAGCUAUUAGUGAUUUUGAUUCAGAGAUUGAAGAAGUCGAACUUUCCGACAAUGGAAAUCAAACGGUGGAAUUGAACAACGAAAAAAGGAAUGCCUCAACUAUCAAGAAAAAGAGAAAUACAAUGAAAAAAAAUAGCAUAAAUUCCACCGAUACAAAUCUCGAAGAAGUGCAAGCACUCAUCAAAUCUGAUAAUUGGAUUAUUAAGACAAAUUUUUCAGAAGAGGUAACAAGUUUACAUAAUCAACUUGAAGCUAGAUACUUGGAAAUGAUAGAAAUGCAAAAUCGAUGGCGAACUGAACUAAAACUUCGAUCACAUUCGAGUUUUGGCUUCAUUGUGGCUGUUAAACGCAAAAAUGAUUGUAAUUUGGAAAAAUCUCUAAAUGCAACUCGUAUCCAACAUUUUAAAUCUAAGAAAUGGUUUAUUGUUCAGGCAUGGACACAUCUUGGGGGCAAAAUCGAAGAAAUAAAAUCUAAGAUACAUGAAGCAGAAUCUAAUGCAUUUCAAGUCAUUAGAACUAAGAUUUCUGAUAAUUGGGAUUUAACAAUUCGUAAUACGAAUGUAAUCGAUGAAGUCGACAUUGCUUCAUCCUUGGCAGUUUUAGCCAGAGAAAAAAAUUUCGUUCGACCUAUUCUAAAUCUUAGUAAUUCUCAUAAAGUUACGGGAGGCCGUCAUCCAAUUGUGGAAUCUGGACUUCAUAUGAAAGAACGUCAAUUUACAAAAAAUGAUUGUUACGUUGGAGAUAAAGAACGAGUUUUAUUAAUAACUGGUCCAAAUAUGGGAGGAAAGAGUACAUACUUAAGGCAAAACGCGAUUAUAUCAAUUUUGGCACAAAUCGGUUCAUAUGUUCCUGCUGAUUAUGCAGAAAUUGGGAUAGUGGAUCAAAUAUUUAGUAGGGUCGGUGCUUCUGAUAAUUUGUAUCAGGAUCAAUCAACAUUCAUGAUUGAAAUGAUCGAAGCUGCAAAUAUUCUUAAAAAUGCUACGCAAAGGUCAUUUGUAAUAAUGGAUGAAAUUGGUCGAGGAACAACGACUUUAGAUGGAAUCGCUAUAUCUUUUGCAACAUUACAUCAAUUGCAUUAUAAGAAUAAAUGUCGUACUUUGUUUGCAACACAUCUUCACGAAUUAGCAAAUAUGAUAAAGAAUUUUGAAUAUGCUGCUUUUUACUGUACUGAUAGUCAGGAAAAUUUGGAUGGAAGUUUUCAUUAUCUUCAUAAAGUAAAGAAAGGCGUAAAUCGAAAUUCAGCAGCAAUCAAAGCCGCACAAUUAGCGGGAAUGCCAAAUUCCGUAUUGAAUGUUGCAAGAGAAAUUUUACAAUCGUUACAGGUUCAUAAUAAAUUUGUAGAUUUGGAUACUAAUAAUAUUCAGGUUCAUUAA